AUGUUUAGUUAUGUGCACCUGCCUCUUCUUUUCGACUCACAGACUGCCGGAACGAGUGAUGCUAACAGCCCCGCUGAACCCGGCGCUUCAGGCGUUCCUGGUCCGACCCCUCAAGUGGCCGCCAGUGCUGGUGCUGGAGGUGGGGCUGGGGCUGGCUCAGGUGCAGCUGCAAGUUCAGUCGGAUUCCACGAACGUUUCCGUCUUUGGGUGACCACAGAAGAGCAUCCCAGGUUUCCGAUCAACUUUCUACAACGAUCCGUCAAGUUCACAAAUGAACCACCUGAAGGCAUCAAAGCAAACCUUCGACGCACAUAUUCGGAAAUCUCACAGGAUCAGCUUGACAUCUGCGUCACCUACCACUGGAAGAUCAUGUUGUAUGCACUCGCGUUUAUGCAUUGCACCGUGCAGGAGCGUCGUAAAUAUGGACCGAUGGGAUGGAGUAUACCAUACGAGUACAAUCAGUCGGACUUCAACGCCUGUCUGCAAUUCAUUCAAAAUCAUCUGGAUAACUUGGAGUUCAAAAAGUCUCAAAAGAGCAGUGUAAGUGUUGCAUAA
Protopolystoma xenopodis is the source of this 555-nucleotide messenger RNA. The record is from the annotation of a GenBank genome assembly. NCBI's taxonomy places the organism in Eukaryota, Metazoa, Platyhelminthes, Monogenea, Polystomatidea, Polystomatidae.